Molecule: messenger RNA, 1971 nt
Organism: Naegleria gruberi
Lineage: Eukaryota; Heterolobosea; Eutetramitea; Acrasida; Naegleriidae
Product: RGS-domain-containing protein
Exons: 2
Coding region: 1-1833 (610 amino acids)
Source: RefSeq, a predicted model, not a curated record
AUGUCCAAUAACUCGAAUUCGACCAUUCUGCAAUAUUUUCCUGCAUCCCCAUAUAUUAACUCGGACAACAAUGGUUACUAUGAUCUAGUAUUGCAACAACUAGCAAGUUUAGCUGUCAAUUCAUCAUCAACUCCCUACCUAAAAUCAUCUCUCUCCUCUGUAUAUUCUGGAAUUGUUACAACUCGGCAUGAAAUAUUGGACUUGAGUUAUGUGUCGCCAGUUUCAUGGGCAUUACUUGGAGCAUUUACACUGUGGUUUGUUUUCCUUCUCUCUCUUGCAAUUUGGAGAAGAAAUUAUCAACCUGUAAAAGCAAGAGACAUCUUUUUAAUGAUUGUAAGCAUUGUUGCCACCUAUUUUGUCAGUCUCAUGGUAACUUUGAGAUUUGCUUUUGGAAGAUAUGAAUUUCCUUGUUUCUUCUUUACCUUCCUGCUUUUGUUGGCUUAUCCAGGAUUGUUUUUGCCUGCCAUUUUGAGAUGUUGGCGAUUAAUUUUCGUGUAUUUAAUAAGUAAGAAGAAACAGCUCAUUACCACCUAUAAUGAAAGAAGACAAUCUUUGGUCAUGAAAAGGCAAAGUCCUCCUCAACCAAUAUUUACAAAACCUUCUCCUUCUAGUGCUGUACAAACAUCAUCACAGCCAACAUCACCUCUCUCUACUACUGAAUUAUUAGAUGCAAAUAUUAAUGCAAACCAACCUGUUUCUGAAACGAACACUCCAACACUACCUGUUAUAACUUCUCAAUCAGCUAAUAACAGCAAUAGUAUAAUGACUGAGGAUGAAACUACUACAACAGACAAUGAUGAAGCAAGAAAUGUUGCGGAAUUGGAUGAUGAUGAUCUUGAUAUUGAAGCUAUUGAAAUCCCGAACUUGGACCAUGACAGACCAACAGAUAGCCCACCACAAUCAGGUAAGACAGUAACAAAGAAACUCGACCUCUUUGCCAAGCUGAGCUCCAAAGCAGCCCUGUCUACCAUCAUUGCUGUUGUUUACAUGAUUCACUUUGCUGUCUUUGUAAUUUUAAUCCUCACAGAUAUUGGAUAUUAUUCAACAAAACCAUUCCUUCAAGGUUGUUUCGUAGGAACCAAAGUCUAUGCUGUUUUAGUGCUUACACUUAUUUAUUAUGUAACCAGUUUUGUCAUGUUAAUUAUUAUUUGGAGAAAGGUUAAGGAAAAUUGGUUCAUCAGAAGGGAAGUUUUCGUUGUCAUGCUUUUUUGGAUUAUUGAUGUUUUACUAUUCUUCGUUGCUGGUAUUUGGGGAAGUUAUAACUUGAUAUAUGAACAUUAUUUCCCAGCUGGUUGGAUUAUCUUGUUUGGUUGUUUGUUUGACAAUGUUGUCUCUUGCUUAAUUCCAAUCAUCUUGUCAUUCCAAACCUCCAAAUAUCAAUGGAAUGAUAGUACUGAAGCUGGUAAUUCUAUUGAGGUGAGAGAAAUUUUGAGAGACAAGAAGGCAAGAGCCUUCUUUAAGGAAUUCGCCACUGAAUCCUUCGUUCCAGAAGGUAUCUUGUUUUGGGAAGAUGCUCAUGCCUUUCUCAAAAUUAAAUCAAAGGAAAAGAAGAAGAAAUUCGCCACUACCAUUAUUUCAAAAUACGUCCAGUAUGGAUCCAAUUUAGAACUCAAUUUACCAAACCGUUCCAUAUGGGAAAAGGAGAUUUUAGACAAUUUGGAAAAGAAGAAGAUUCCAGAUUCUAUCUUUUACAAAUUGGUAGAGCAUGUGGAAAGAGACUUGAUGGACAUCUUUGUCAGAUAUAAGAGAACCACCGAGUACAAACGAUCCAAACAAGAGAUUGAGGAAAAGAAGAAGGAAUUGGAAGCACAAAAGCAAGUGGGUAUGAGAUAAAACCAAAUCAUCCAACUCACAUUUGGGAUGUGAUAGAAGCUCAAACAUCUAUUUUGCACCUUAAAAAAACAAGACCUUAACAAUAUUGUUAAAUGAAACAAAGAAUUGGUAAUAAAUCUAAUAACACCCAUUAGUAUG